CUCUAGCCCGGCUAUGGCGGAGUGAGGGAGUCACAUGACUGGGAGGGGCACAAACUAGACCGGCUCGUACCAUUCUCAGAGAGAGGGGGGGAAAGGAAGACUACAAAUCAGGCCCCGGAAGUGGCGGGAAAGGAGGCUCGAGUCCCGUUCGUGGAGUUUGGCCGCUGCAUGUUGAGCGGGCUGGAGCCGCAGCUAUGAGCACGUGCUCAGUCUCCAAGGUGAGUCAGGAGGGGGAAGGUGCGCCGCCCCGCCCGCCCUCCGCUUCAAAGAAGCCCCCCCACCCGCGCGCGCCUGGCUAUCGCGUAGCCACGCGGAGGGUUCGCUGAGCCCGGUCGACGGCAACGGCGGCCGCGCGUGGUUCGCCGGCCGUUCCUUGGAGCAUGCGCGUAGAGGACCCCUGAAGCCGUAUCCUCGCGUUUUGCCAGUCCACACGUCGCGGUUGUAACGCCUCAGAAUGGGCUGGACUGCCAGGGUGGUUGUCAGAGACGCUUCUUCCCCUUUCCUGCUCAGCUGUAAUGAAGAAAGAGAAGCGCAGGAGAUUCUGAGUCUCUCUUGACCACCAAAAUGUGGAAGGAGAAAACCGGGAGGAGGGACAGAAAUUCCUCUCCCUCUAGAGCCUUAUCCAGAAAUAUGGCUGUUGUAAAAAGCGCACACAUUGCACAUGCUCUAAUACGCCCAGCAGGUGGAAUAUUUGAAAGGUGCAGCAUUUUCUCAUCUGGAGAUGCAGUGAAGGGAUGGAAAUUUCCACCUGUUGACUGUCUGACAGGCCUACAUCAAGUAUUUAUUAUAAUUAUUAUAAAUUUAUAUCCUGCUCUUCCCCUGACGAUCACUUGGUGGUUUAUAAUAUAGAAGCACAAAAAUGCAUAACAUAGUAGCAAGCAAAAAUAAUACCCCCCCAGCCUAAAAAGGCCCUAGAUUGUUUAAUUAGCCAAUUAAAAGCAGCAGAUCCUCUACAUGGUGGGGGUGAGGAAAGAUAGCAAGCCAGUUCUCAGAAUAGACUAUGCCUGCUCUAGCAAAACCAACCACUUGACAGCCAGGUGCUGGCAUGGACUCCUGUCUGAAUCGUCCCCACCUUUUUAUGUUUUUCAUAAGUUUACCUUGGUAAGGGUUAGCACUUACCACUUCACUCUGCAUAUGGAUGCAAAGAAGUUUGGCUUGGAUAAAGGGAGGAAAGAAAAAGAUCAGGAUAAAUGUGAUUUUUCACAUACAAACUGGUGUACACUGCAAGAAUUAACCUAUCGUUUGAAGCCAGGGUUGUUGUUAACCAGGGUCUGUACCCAAGGUUUGUCCUAUGGUUACAGGCUAGGGUUAAGGAGGAGAAGCCUUAACCAUGAACUUAGAUUCAGAUGACAUGUUAAAUCAAACCUUGACUUUGCUGCUAUGCCAUUCUGAGUUAAAAGGAUGGGGAGGACCACAGUAAUGUGAGCUCUUAUCUGAUAGUCAGGAAGUUUGGCCAAUGCUGAUAACCCAUAGUUUAUCAUGACGUGCAAACCAAGCCGUUACAUUUUCCUGCCAAUCUGGAAUUAUGGUAAAAUAUUCAGUAGUUUUAGUCUUCCUUCCUUCCUUCCUUGUUACUUUUUAGGGCUGCUUUGUGUUCAAGCCAGAUUCUAAGAAGGCGAAGGCAUCUUCAGCAGGUAAGUACACAAUAUGUGUUAUGAAACUCCACUUCCUAACAGUAAAUUCAGACAGAAUUUAUAUAACGAUGCCAUCUUUAUUUUCCCAUCUGUUCUGGACAUCUUUUGUAGUAGAUAUAACAUUUCCUCCAGUAUCUACAAAAUCAAGGUCUUGAGGGAUUCUUUUUUAAAGGAUCAGGUCAUACUGUAAAUUCCAGAUUUAAAAUUCUGCACUUGACAUUUUCAUUGUUUCCAGUGCUGGUAUAAUAUUGAAAAAUAGCCACUCUCCUAGCUUUACGCUGUGAAUUUAUUGACUGCUAUGAAGGUCCUUUGUAUUUUUAAAGGCAAGGAUAGUAGGACAGUAUGUCUAUCUGUUUUCAAGGUAAGUAAAAGUGAAAUAGUGUUCUUUUGAGUAUAUGAGGGUGCUUCUUAGAUGUCAUUUUGCUCCUUUCUUGUUCAGUUCAAUCAACUGCAUCUCAGCCUUUGACCUUCCUCUCUUGUCUGGCCAUGGUCAAGUCUAUUGUUCAUCUUCAGCUUCCCAUCAUAAACUUGAAAUGAGCCUUGGGCUCAUGGAUGGGUGUUGAAGGAUUUUUAGCCAACAUACAUAUGGUCUCAUCCUUGGCAAGUCAUUUUCUGUGAGUCUCAGUUCCCCAUCUCUAAAUGGAAAUAAUGCAGUGGCUACACCUCAGGAACAAAGGCAAGCGCACAAGGAUAGAUGUGCAGCAGCAGUGAAAAGGUGAAUUCUGUGCUAGGAAGCAUUAGGAAAGGAAUUGAAAAUAAAAUAGCCAAUAUCAUAAUGCCAAUAUUCAAAUCUAUGGUGCAGCUACACUUGGACUAUGUAUUUUUAACUAGGAAAGGUCUUUUAAAAAUUGAGUCGUUGCUAAAAUAAUCCAAAGGAUUAUCACCAUUCUUGUAUUGAUUAUUUUUACCUUAUCCAUAUCCUGCUAGAUUAGAUUUUUUAAAAUUGCCCUCCAUCAUUGGGAACAAUAAAGGUAAAGGGUAAAGGGACCCCUGACCAUUAGGUCCAGUCGUGACUGACUCUGGGGUUGCGGCGCUCAUCACACUUUAUUGGCCGAGGGAGCCGACAUACAGCUUCCGGGUCAUGUGGCCAGCAUGACUAAGCCAUUUCUGGCGAACCAGAGCAGCGCACGGAACCGCCAUUUACCUUCCCGCCGGAGCAGUACCUAUUUAUCUACUUGCACUUUGAUGGGCUUUUGAACUGCUACGUUGGCAGGAGCAGGGACCGAGCAAUGGGAGCUCACCCCGUUGCGGGGAUUCAAACCGCCGACCUUCUGAUCGGCAAGUCCUAGGCUCUGUGGUUUAACCCACAGCGCCACCCAUGUCCCUUUGGGAACAAUACCAGGAAAUAAAAAGCAACGUAUUUCCAAGUUGAGUGCUUUUCUGUAGCAUGCAUUGAAUAAUAUGCAAGGAAACCAGUUCUGCAUACGUUUUCCAUGUAUAUUGUUCUCUUUACUAUUUGCCCUGAAAAUAUUUUGCAGGGAGGGAUAAGGUUUACCAAAUAUAUUAUUUAUUUUUCUUCAAAUUUUAAGCUACCCUUUUUCAUUAAGUUUACAAAAAAUACAACAAAAAUGAUCAAACUAAAAUAUAUUUAAAAUAUAAAGCCUUUCCAUUUAAAAUGAUAUAUUAUCAACGGAUCACUAAACUACAGCACCAAAGAACCCAAUUAUACUGGCCACAGACAUCUCAACCUCAGAGACUUAUUGACCAGUUCAUGAAGCUUGGGCUCAAUUUGGCUCUUCACCGUUGGGCAACUGACAAGAAUCACCUUGUCUUCGGAAAAAUUGUUGUGUGAAUCUAUCCUCUGUAGAGGGCUUAAUCAAGUAAAUAUGAUACAACAUUGCUCAAGAUUUUCUAUGGGCAAACCUAAAUACUUGGAUCCUCUUUCUCUUCUACACGAAAGUUGGAGUGACACAGAAAACCUAAAAUGAGGGUGAGAGAUUAUGGGAGUUGUAGUCAGUAGCAUCUGGAGGGCCAAGGAUUUCCCAUCCCUGACUUAAAGGAACAUGGUGGUGAAAUGUAAUUAGGGAUUCUGGCUACAAUUUUAUACCUACUUAGCUGGUAAUAAAUCCCAAUGAACUCAGCGGGACUUCAUUUGGGUUGACAUUUAUGGAUACAGCAUUCCAUACUGAGGCUGUAUAAAUCUUACAUCUUUCAUAGCUAUUGGUGAGGGUUUCUUUCUUCCUGAGCUUUGUCCUGACACCAGUUGCAACUCUCAGUUAAUUUAUACCUCUCCUGUGAAAAGAAAUCUUCAGUAUUCUGUUGCACUUAAGCUUUUUGCUUGAGAUGAAUUUUGUUUUAUAAAUAUUGAGUGUGAAUGUCAUUUUCCUCCUUGUUUUUGUAGCUGACUAUUUUAGUAAAGGCAAUACUGACUCAGAGGAUAGUGAGCUACGAUUUGAUACUUGUCAGUUGUUAUGGAAACAGAUUAAAUGUGAAACAGAGGUGAGUGUUGCUGCUUUUAACAUUAACCAUGAGAUUUACUUAAGUCAGAUGUGUCUUGGGUGGGGGAAGGAAGCAUUGAAAAUGCUUUCAGUGAAGAAAUAAUGUGAUAUGCAGUCUUUUCUUUUACUUAGCCUGUUUGAUGGGUGAAACAGCAAGACUUUGAGCAAUAUUUUAUACCCAAACUACUCCUUAACCUCUUAAGGUACUUUUUGCAGACUACCUGUAUAUAUUGUGGGUAUCUUUCUACAAUGUGUGAGCUGUUAGGAAUGAGCUUGUACAAGGAGACAGAUUGGACAUCCCUAGAGCAAACCAUGCAUAUGCUUUUUCCUGUCGAGAAUGAAUUCCACAUUCUUGGUCAUCAAUAUGCGUGUAAAUUCCCCAUGGAUAACCUGGUAGAGAAGGUUUUGUAAAUUGAAAGAGGGUUUUAUUUUACCUUUUAGACCGUUCAUGUAGUGCUGUUAUUAAGACUUCAGUCUUCUGCCCUGUUGCUAUCUGUAAAUAUGUAGCAAUUGACCUAAACAUAUUUAGGCUUGAACAGCCCCCCGUUCCAACAAAUAUUGAAGGGGUCGAAGACACCUUGGCCCCCUAGAGUUGGCGCACCUGCUUAUGGCUGACAGAAACAAGUUGGAUUCUGCUUGUACAUCUUGUGGUAUGGCCUCAGCAUGAAUUCAACAAUGUCACUGUCUCAGUUACUACUUAAUUUGUUCCUUUUUUGCUGAGGAGCAUUUGAACAUAAAAGCUACUCUGUGGAAUUUAAUUUCUGUUGUCUUUGAACCGCUAAAGAUAUCAGAUCUUUGACUUUUUAGGGUCAUAUCUGUCUUAAGUAGCAACAAGUAAGGAGUUGAAUUUUUCCUACAACUGAUUUUCCAUCCCCCAUAUCCGUCUAAAUGGCUUUAAGAACCCUGUACUCAAAUAGAACAUUUAAAUCGGAAUCAUGAGUUGACUGAAACAGCUAUGGAAACCACAGGAACAGUGUCUAUAAACAAUUGCCAGGAAACCUAAAUAAUUAUGUGUUGCUGUAUCUUGAUUAACCUUUGGGGACUGUUCUUUAAAAAUACACAGAAUAACAAUACGUCUCUUCAUUCAGGCAACUAACAAAGUUCUGUGCAUGUUAUCUUUUUAACAGCAACUACAAGAGGACUUGAAUAAAAAAUUGUUUGAUAACCUCAUAACAUUUUUGAGACAAUCUCAUUCAGACUUCCAAAAGAAGAAAACAAAAUGGGCUUGUCGAAUGAAGUCCAGUGAAAUUCCCACUGCAGCUGUUGUUCUAGGUAACAUUUUAUCUGGCAUUUUUAUUUAUUUAUAAUAACUGCCUUAACUUGGUAUGAAUCCUAAAAUUAAGAGAAAAGAGAGAUUGGGUAGAAGACUUAAUAUAGGCAAGGAUCAUAACAUUAAGAAUUGUUAAUGGGCAGAUUAGACAUGUUGGCAACGUAUUUGCCAAACAGGCAAUAGCUUAAUGCUAACACAGGCUUUUCAGCAGUUUGCAAAGUGUAAAAGCCAGUUACACAAACAUUUAAAUAUAAACAGCUAUAAUUAACAUGGGCAAUAAUGCAAUCCUAUUAAAAUGCAAUGUUGUAUCCAACAUCGCAGUUCCAUGCAUGCAACAUACUUCUGCUUGUGCAACGGAACUUCCACUUCCUCUCCUGCCACCUGCAGUCCCCUUCCAAGCCCCAUCUGCUGCAUAGAGUUGGGGGACUGUGGAGCAGAUUUGGCAGGCAUAUACGUGUCAGCAUCACCCUUGAGCCAGUGCCACCAACUGGACUCAUCCACUUCAGCCCCGACUGGGCUAGGCGAGCUGGGUAGCACUUCCAGAGACCACCUUCUGCACAGGAACAGGUCAAAGUGCUGCGGACUCACAGCUUAGAGUUGUGAGCACCGGAUUCACUCCCACAAGAAGAAGACAGUCGUCGCACAGCAGAGUACAGCAGACUCUAGCAGAGUAUAUAAACAACUCGGAGAGCAGCUCUGUAGAAUAUCUUCUUUAUUCUAUCUACAACUAUUAUACAACUAUAUACAGAGCUAAAUAGGUCUAAGCAUAAAUGAAUGCUGCACUGCACUGAGUGUCUGCAGCUGCUCUUAGCAGCAACCUUAUCUCUACACACGAUCUCUAACACUCAGUCUCUCUCUCUCCCUCCGACACUGACUGACUGACUGACUGACUUGGUGCUGGAGCAGAAUAAGUAGAGAGCAGAACACGCCUCCUCCUCUCUGGAGAAUCAGCAGACUCCUCAGGAGAUUCUUGGAUAUGGGAGGGGUGAAAUCUCCUCAAUACGGGGAGGAGAGGAAGGGAAAAUCCCAUUGCACUAAUGUGUCCAUUUCCAGUGUUAGAUACAACCCACAAUCCCGAAGGCCUGGGUCAAAAGAUGAAAGGAAUAUCUGUAUAAACAGGUGCAUCUUCUACAGCUGGUCAAUUGCCAGUACAGAUGGGUCCUUGGGUUUCAGCAGGGAGCGAUAACACUGGUGUUGCCAGUGAAAACUCAUGUCUGUGUUACCAUAAGGCAUUAAUCAUCAGGCCGUAACAAGACUAAUGAGUUCCAUUUGUUGAUCUUAAUGCCUGUACCAAGCAGUUGAAGGGUAUUUGGUCUUUCAGUAAUAUCAUACAGAGCAGAGUUGUUUGGGGCUUCUACUUUUUUUAGAUCUGUAUGUCGGAAACGGGAUCUGCCCCGGUCACAUAAGGUGAAUCAUUCACUUUUAACAAGAAAAGAGCACACAGGCAGAUGCACAUUGCAGAGAGACAAACCACAAAGAGCUUUUCUCAGCUGAGCUCCAUCCAGUACUCCUUAAGUCUGCAAUGCUAACAUGGGAGUAAGUCAAUUAAAUUCAGUAGGCCUUACUUCUGAGUAGACUUGGUUAGGAUUACACAACUCCCUUCCUCUGGUAAGAGAUACUGCUUAUAUCUGAGAGGAUCACUUUUUCCAUAGUGUUGCGUUCCUAGCUUUACUUCCAAUAAUCCUUAGAUAUUUCUCAGUAGACAUGUCCUAGCAAUUCUCUAAAAGCAUGAGUGAGGAAAAUAUAUUUUCUUGAAGAUGGUGGGGAAGGUAUAGAAUAUACAGAGCAGAUUAUGUAUUAAAACUGAUGAAACUGCUAUUAAAUUAACUUUGGUGUCAUCCCAGACCAGAGUUUAUUGUCUGAGUAAAAUGUUGUUGUUUAGUCGUGUCCGACUCUUCGUGACCCCAUGGACCAGAGCAUGCCAGGCACUCCUGUCUUCCACCUCCUCCCGCAGUUUGGUCAGACUCCUGUUUGUAGCUUCAAGAACACUGUCCAACCAUCUCGUCCUCUGUCGUCCCCUUCUCCUUGUGCUCUCAAUCUUUCCCAACAUCAGGGUCUUUUCCAGGGAGCCUUCUCUUCUCAUGAGGUGGCCAAAGUAUUGGAGCCUCAGCUUCACGAUCUGUCCUUCCAGUGAGCACUCAGGGCUGAUUUCCUUCAGAAUGGAUAGGUUUGAUCUUCUUGCAGUCCAUGGGACUCUCAAGAGUCUCCUCCAGCACCAUAAUUCAAAAGCAUCAAUUCUUCGGCGAUCAGCCUUCUUUAUGGUUCAGCUCUCACUUCCAUACAUCACUACUGGGAAAACCAUGGCUUUAACUAUACGGACCUUUGUUGGCAAGGUCUGAGUAAAAUAGUUUAAACAUUUUGGCUCACGUUGGUAGCUAGCAGAGAUUUGUGUUUGCCACAACCAGGUGGUGGAGGGGCAAGGACUCAUUGGAUGCCACCCUGUGACUGAAGCUCAGGGCAACUGUGAGGCCUUGCUCUCCUCCCAAGCUUCUGAGCUGGGAAAGAGGGAAGGAUAGGACUCAUCUUUCCUUUUCUGAUUCAUUACAUUUAAUGUGUUGCCAAAUUAUUGGAUAUGUGCCACCUUCAUUGCCAGAGCCUAGUUAUUUCAGUUUUGUGUCUACACAUUCCUUCUAGGGUGUAAAUUAUUUCUUUUGCCUUUGCUUUUCUAUGCCUUUAGUUGUUUUGUUGCUUCUUCACUCAAGCUGCAGAUCCCUUUGUUAUAUUGCUAACUGUCUUUGAACUUCGUCUCAGUUUUAAUAUGGAGAGCUAAAACAAAGGCCCAAACCUCCCUUGGGCAUGCAUUACUAGUUGCAUGAUCUUUGGAUCACAGCCGGUGUGAGGGGAGGAUGUCCUUUUGGAUUUCUAGCUCUUUGCAUUUUUGCAUUUAUGCGUAGAUUUAACAGUAUGUCCUCAGUUCCUUUGUCUAAGAGCCAGUUCUCAUGUCAGCCUCAUAAUGAGGCAUAACAAGUACAGAAGCUCCCCCUCUGUCUGAGCAAUCUACUUCCAACACCACAAAUGGUUGUAGAUUCUAAUGCACCCUCCCCCUCCCAUUGUUUCAUUCAGUCUGUCAGCAUCUGCUUUCUCCUUGAGAGCAGGACAUGAAAAAGGGCAAAUGAGAAUGCUGGAACUGUAGCAAUUUAAGUCUGUGUUGAAAUUAAAUACAAUAAAAAAAUAUACAGUGGUGCCCCGCAAGACGAAUGCCUCGCAAGACGGAAAAACCGCUAGACGAAAGGGUUUUCCGUUUUGAAGUUGCUUCGCAGGACGAAUUCCCCUAUGGGCUUGCUUCGCAAGACGAAAAUACCUUGCGAGUCCUGAGAUUUUUUUCGCUUUCCCCCUUUAUCUAAUCUGCUAAGCCUUUAAUAGCCUUUAAUAGCCUUUUAGCAGCUAAUCCCCUAAGCCAUUAAGCCUUUAAUAGCCGCUAAACCGCUAAUAGCGCUAAUAGCGCUAAUCCGUCAAUGGGCUUGCUUCGCAAGACGAAAAAACCGCUAGACGAAGACUCUCGCGGAACGGAUUAAUUUCGUCUUGCGAGGCACCACUGUAUCCAAAUUGGCUACUGGUAGUGUUCUUUCUUAAAAAAUGAGAUAUUUAUAUUUAAAAAAAAAUGGUUUUCCUUAUAUUUUCCACCUACCCACACCAAAUAACAUCCUGGAUAUAGUUUUUUUAAGCUAGCAGGCCUAUUGUUCCUGAUAUUCUGUGAGGUUAAGCAUUAUAUUGUUGUGUCUGAUCAGUUUGGACAUCUCCUGUUUUAUGGUAACAGUUAGUGGCUUAAAUGUCUACAGCCAAUUCUUUGCCACAGAGAAAGUAGUGAAAUACUAUUUAAACAGCUCUUUUAAAAAACCCUGACUUCUGUCCUUCACAUAUUAGAAAUGGUGACUUUGCUUAUUACUUGGCCAUGAUUAAUUUCUUCAGAAGUUUUGGAAGGGAAAUAGGCACUGAGCAGUUAAGAUUGCAUCUUCUGACAAAAGUUGAUUGCUUUAUUGAUCAGUCAGCCCACAGUUUAUUUAUCCUUCCUCCUACUUCUGAUGUACUUGUAAAUUUUCCUUUCCCUUAUUUCACUAGAGAAGAGUAUUAAAAAUAUAUAUUGACCUUUAAAAUAAAUUAUGAUAUGCAAGGCAGAUAAAGUAGUUGUUCCUGAGCUUAUAUAUGGAACCUUCCCUUAAGUUAAAAAUGUUUUUGUUAAUCACUUUUUUCUAAUUCAGGCUGCAAUCCUAUGGAUGAAUUUCCUAGAAGCAAGUUCUAGUUGAGACUUGCUGUACAGUGCUACCUCUGGAUGUGAAUGGGAUCCGUUCCAGAGCCCCGUUCGCAUCCUGAGUAGAACGUAAGAUGCGUCUGCGCAUACGUGGGUUGCGUUUCACCGCUUCCGUGCAUGCGCGUGACGUCAUUUUGAGUGUCUGCGCAUGCGCGAUCAGCGAAACCCGGAAGUAACACGCUCCGUUACUUCUGGGUCGCUUUGGAGCGCAACCUGAAAAUACUUAACCUGAAGCUACUUCAACCCGAGGUAUGACUGUAUACAUUAAAAGAUAUAUUUAACUAGUACAAUGUAGAUAUAGUUCAAUAUAGUCAUCCACAUUACUACUGUUUUACCUCUACAAAUGUAAAAUGACUAUAUGGUAAGCAUGAUAGAAAAGUAUAUUUUGUCAUGUUUAAAUGCAAACAGCACAAUUCUGACUUGUCUUACUCCUAGGUGUCAAUGUUAUGGACCAUGAUCUGACAUUUAAAAGCCUCUCAGAAGUUCUUCAUGAUGAUGUUACUCCUUUUGUAGUGUCCCUAAGGUCCAAAGAAUGCCCAGGUAAAUACUGUAAUAACUUGAAGAGGCUUUUUAGUUAAGUAGCAUGUGGAAUAUGGGAAGUAUCCCUAGAAAUACAGUAUAUAUAGGCCUUUCCAUCAUUAGCCCUGGCAGUCAAUGUUUGCUUUCAUCAAAGUUGUUAUUAUUAUUAUUAUUAUUAUUAUUAUUAUUUUAUUAUAUUUAUUAUUAUUCCCAUCCAUCUGGGUGGGUUUCCCCAGGCACUCUGGGUGGCUUACAUAAUAUGUAAAGCAGAAGAAAAGAUAAAACAUAAAAAACUUCUUGAUAUAGGGCUGCCUUUAGAUACCUUCUAAAAGUUGUACAGUCGUACCUUGGUUGACGAACGCCUUAGCAGUCGAACGUUUUGGCUCCCGAACACCGUAAAUCCGGAAGUGGGUGUUCCGGUUUGUGAACGUUCUUUUGGAAGCUGAACAUCCAGUCGGGCUUCUGCAGCUUCCAAUUGGCUGCAGGAAGGUCCUGCAGCCAAUCGGAAGCCGCACCUUGGAAGUUGAACGGACUUCUGGAAUGGAUUCCAUUCGGCUUCCAAGGUACAACUGUAUAGUUCUUUAUCUCCUUGACAUCUGAAGGGAGGGUGUUCCAUAGGGAGGGCACUGCUGCUGAGAAGGCCAUCUGCCUGGUUCCCUUUAACUUUGCUUCUCACAGUGUGGGAACCAGCAGAAAACCCUUGGAGGAGGAACUCAGUGUCUGGGCUCAGUAAUGGGGAUGGAGAUGCUCCUUCAGGUAUACUGGGCCGAGGCAGUUUAGGGCUUUAAAGGUCAGUGGCAACAUUUUGAAUUGUGUUAGGAAACGCACUGGGAGCAUUAAUAUUCUAACACGACUAGUUCAGUGGGUUCGAAGCCUUUCAUUCUAUACUGGGUAUCAGUUUGUAACAAAGCUUUUGUAUAUAUAGCUUACAAAAUUGGUUUGGGCAUUUCCUAUCUCUGGAAUAUACACACUAAGUGCAGAGAUCUGUCUUUAGUUUUAAAAGUUCAGAAGCAUUUAUUAACUUUGAGGCAUUGUUGUAGUGGAUAAAAUCACAAGCUAUAACGAUACCAUGGGUGAUAUCCUGCUAAGUCUCAUUAUUCAGAUUAGGCCUGUUGAAACCAUGAUUUAAAAUGCAAUCUAGGCUCUCUUGCUUCCUUCCAAGUGUCAAGAGAUGAUAGCCCACAAUUCAGUCAUUUUGCACAAGUGAAAUUUCACACGUUUUGCAGUUUCAAGUAUCUACUUCUACUAUUUUUAAAAAUAUGGAAGGCAAAGGGAAAGAUCCAUUUCUUUCAAAAAAAUAUAACUGGUAGACUUACUUUGAAUUCCUUUCUAGAAGAGAAAUAAAAUAUUUUGCUUAAGUUGGAACUGGGCCAGAAGGACAAUCUGACGGUUGAAUGGUAGUGAGUGGCUUAUUCCAAACAGAUCAGCAAACUGACUCCUAGUUCUUUCUGUUCAGACAAGUUGGUAAAGGUGCUGUUCAAAUAAUGCAGAACAUAAGAAGCUGUGGAGGUAUCUUGAGUGCAAAGGACAAAGGGGGGUUUUUUUUGCAAUGGGGUCAGCAUGGAGAAGAGUUAUUUAUUUCAAGUACUUACACAUAAGAGAGUCAAAUGACUUUUGUAUGUAUUAUGUGUUGUAUAUAAACACAUUACAGGUUUGGUAACAUUCCAAACAAAAAACUGAAGUUUGCCUGACCUCCUGCACUGUGUGAUUGUCUUUUAUAGAGAUGCAAGUGGUCAGUGCAUAUUCAGUGCUUCUCCUAUUGCCAGCUUGAGACCUUUAACUGGAGGUGUCACAAACGGAAUCAGGAAAUUUUUGUUUGCAAAGCACGAAUUCUAUACUGAGUGGUGCUGUUUUAAACUAUGCAAAAUAAGCACACUUUAUUCAGUUUUCUAUAUUUUAAGAAUCUAGGCUGAAGAACUUGGUUUACCUUUGAUGUAAAAUUGAUACAGGAUUUGGUAGGUUGGUUGGUUUAGUCCGUGAAUGAAAAUGAGUGAAGUGAGCAAGUCUUUGUCACAUAAUUCCUUGAAAAUUACAGUUAUUUAUAUUUUUUAACAAGAUUGCUGAAAAAUCUAACAUUUUCAUUAUUAUUUUAAAUAUUUGUGUGUGUAUGUAUAUUUAUAUUGUCAAGGCAUAAAACAGCUUCUGCAAAAGCUGAUGAUUCAGCUGAUGGGCUGUCAUGUAGAUGUGGACUCAUGCGAAGAAGAAUAUUCCAAGCCUUCCUCAAAUCGGAUACGCUGCUCCGUGGCAUCUCUUAUUGAUUGGUAUAGGAACAUAACCAAGGUAAGCUUCAGAAUUGCCUCUUGUAAAGUGUCACUGUUUUCCAGACUUAGUUCCCGCCAGAAUUUUCCCUGAUUUGCCCCAUCUAGUUAAAUAGCUUUAUUGGUGAGGUGUCGAUUACAUGAAGAUAAAUCCUGUGUUGGGAUAGAUGCAAAGUACUUUAAUGGAUAAUCCUUCUUCCUAGGGAAUUCUGGGAAUUGUAGCUGUGUGAGGAAUAGGGGUUUCCUAACAACUCACAGCACAUUUCCCAGGAUUCUUUGGGGGAAGCUGUGAUUGUUCAAAGUUGUAUGAUGAUGCUUUAAAUCAAUAGCGCAGAUGGUGCCUUGGUCUUGCUAAGGUAACAAUUUACACUGUCAGUCUUAACACAAGCUAAGAUAACACAAGAGAGGGUUUUUGUUUGUCCUCCACUCCACUUUGUAUAUAUAUGUUAAUUACAUGUAUAUUCCAUCUCUCAUUCACCAUGAACUCCUCAAAAUCUCCUAUCCAGGCACUGAUUUUAAGCCUAUUUAGCUUCAGCAAGGUUGCUGCAUCAUGUUGCCUUCAAACCAUGACCCUGGGGCGUUAUGUUUGACGAGAGGUUUAAUUUUCUUUUCGUACUUCCCCCCCAACAUGCACUAUGACUUCAAGGAAACCGAUACCGAAUCUCAAUGCAGAAAAAGGGUGUUCUCUUCCAGACAUCUGGAAUCUCCUCCAGUUGUAGUUAUUUUCAAAGACUUGGAAAGUUUCACAACCAAAGUUCUGCAAGAUUUCAUAUUUAUUAGCAGGUAAUAUGAUAGAUUACAUAAGGGGGGGCGGGGUCUGUUCUAAUUCAUGAAAUCAACUGAUAAUCUUGACUCGUGCCUGCAUUAUUAUUAUUUUUCUGUUUCAUAGUAAGUACAAAUGCAGGUUUGGGUUACUCUGUUGUGUCAUUUGAAUGUUAAAUUAUAGGCUGGGGGCACAGUGAUGUGUACAAUUCAAAUGUGGAAGCAGACUUGCAGCCCACUCCUAUGCAUUCCCCCCCCAAAGUAAGCCAAUAUUGUUGCAAUCAGUGCAUGCUUACCUGUGAGUAGUAUAUCUCAUUUAACUCAAUGGGACUUUUGUUUGAGUAGUCACAAAUGAAAUUGCAAGGUGGAUUUAGUUUUAAAACAGAAUUCCAGGAAGUGUGCAUAGAAUAAUAGCCAAAAGAUAUUUAGAGAACAAAAUAGGAAAAAUCUCUGGGAUUUCUGAACAAACACUGGCCUGACGUAAAGUGGUGGAGCUAGCUGAGAAGUGGUCUAGAAAUCAAAUAAGAGCCUCAGCAUAGUUUUACAUUUUCUUUUGUUUUUUUUAUUGACGCAAGCACGACAGUAACAAAGCCAGUGGCACUUGUGUGUUUUAAAUAUAAAAUAGUGAUUAGGCACAAAAGUCAACCUCCUAAUUCUGUGAAGGUAGGCUUGAAAGUAUGAGUGCAUUAGUGGAUGUAAUCUCAAAGCCAGGAGGUCUCUGAGCAGCAUCUUCAGGAGCAAGGACUGUGUUUGUGCCCUGCACCACACUUUACCUGUCUUCGCAUCAGCAGAGGUAGAAUAAAUCAUGCAAAUAAACCAACAUGUGAAAGUUGUACAGUGGUACCUCGCAAGACGAAAUUAAUCCGUUCCGCGAGUCUCUUCGUCUUGCGGUUUUUUCGUCUUGCGAAGCACGGCUAUUAGCGGCUUAGCGGCUAUUAACGGCUUAGCAGUGGCUAUUAGCGGCUUAGUGGCUUUAAGAAAAAGGACACAAACUCGCAAGAACUCGCAAGACGUUUCGUCUUGCGAAGCAAGCCCAUAGGGAAAUUCGUCUUGCGGAACGACUCAAAAAACGGAAAACUCUUUCAUCUAGCGAGUUUUUCGUCUUGCGAGGCAUUCGUCUUGCGGGGCACCACUGUAUUUGUCUGCAUAGUUUACAAAGAAUCCAGCCUUUCUUGCUGUGUAGUACUUAAUUUUUGCUGCACACAAACUUGUGUGUUUCCUUUGUUCUAUAUAUCACUUUCAGUUAUAAUUUGAACUUGAGAUAUGGUUAAAAGGAAAGCUUCAGAUUUAUUUAUUUUUAAUCUACUUUCAAAUAUAUAUUUCAGCUGCAGCUCUGGCUGUCCAGAUGUUGCUGGACUCCCAAAUCCCAUUGGCCCUAGCCGGCACUAUCAAUCCUCAUAGAUGAUGUAGUUCAAGACUGCAGGUUCUCCAUCCUGCCUGCGGUCUUGAACUACACAUAGUGCACUGAGCAGGGAGUUGGACUAAGUGGCCUCCAAUCAAAACCCCAUGAUUCUGUGAUAACUGGCACAGCACAACAUGUACCUAUUAAACUGAGCACAGUGUAAUAGCCGUGUUACAUUAGCCAACACAGGACUUGACAAAGCUCCUUUUUCUAAUGUCUUCCUGGGAACUGUCAGCCCCUGACAGGCCACAAUAUGCAGCUGAUUAGCUCCAUUCUCUUUGGUAUGUAUCAAGUUGUACAUGCCUAAACUAGGAUGGCCAGAAGGAUUUAAAGGCCACAUUCCACAUGAAUAGAGGGUGCGAAUUGUAAAAUUAUGUUUUUGCUUCUUUGUCUUAUUAGUAUUGACACCACUGUAUUGUUUAAUGCCAGGGUGGGUGAUGGAAUGUAUUGCCCUCUGAUCAUGAUAUGCAAAUUUAAUUUUCCCUUCCUGUCUUUUUCUCUUAUGUGCCAUAGUCAUUGUAUACAAGAAUUUCCACUGGUACUUAUUUUUGGAAUUGCCACCUCUCCAAUGAUCAUCCAUAAGUUACUUCCUCACACAGUUUCCUCUUCGUUAUGCAUAGAGCUCUUCCAGUCUCUUUCAUGCAAAGAGCAUUUGACUAAAGUAAUUGACAAGGUAAUUGCCUUUAACUACAAAGGAAAAAGCAGUUUUUAUUAAACGAUAUGGUAAAAAUAAAACUGUAGAUUUUUGAAUGCAAGGCAACACCUUUUUAGAUGUGUCUUGUAUACGUUGGGAGAACCCACCAAAUUAUGUAAUAAAUUGAAAGGAGCAAGGUUCUAAUCAAUGUUAUUUACUUCUUUUUUUACUUCAGCUACUCCUGACAAGCCAGUUUCCCUUUAAACUUAGUGAGAAAGUUCUGCAGGUGCUAAUAAAUAUAUUUUUAUACCAUGAUUUCUCUGUGCAGAACUUCAUCAAGGGAUUUCAGGUAAGAACAACACAGUUGAUGAACUUUAGAUGUUACACUUCUAGCAAAUUUAGGUUUACUACUUCACUGUGAAAAUUAAGGCAGUUUCUGGAUCAUAAUAACACUGCAGACUGCAACUGGGUUUCAUGUGAUUGAGUACUUCCACUUACUUCCCUGCACAAACAGAACUGGCAUGGAGAGGAGAAAAACCCUUCUCUUGAUGUCUGCUUUCUGUGUACAAAAUCCCCACAUAUGUAAUGGCACUGUUUCAUCUAGAACAGAUUGAUAGGUUACAAUCGCUGAUUUAGCUGGGGACCACGCAUGUGUCUUACAACAUUGAAAUGAAACAACAGUGGUUUGGCUGAUUGAUUUCACUCAGAAGAAAAAGGAAAUAGGAAAUGAAUGGGUGGGAAGAUAAAAUUUGUAAACUUUAACAAAAUCUAUUGAGUGAUCGCUUCGAGAAAAUACAUGGAGUCAGCAUGAUAUUUUUCUGUAACACUGCUGUCCCAGUGAAUAAAUCUAUCAGAUCAGUUAUGUAUACAUUAAUGGGCUGGUUUCAUAACAAUCCAUCCGGUUGCAUAUUGAAAAUGUACUCUAUAACUGGCAUAAUUGCUAUUUGUUUAGAGUAUAUAAUACUUAGCAGCAGUGGUGUUGGUUGCGGUUGCAGAGCAGGGAGGAAUGAGAAAAGCAAAGUGGUUGAUUAUUGGUCUCUGUGGAUAAUUAUUCAUUUGCCUCUUAGGGAAGCAAGUGAUUUCUAUAACCUGAUUUACUGCCAUAUUUUUAAAAAUGCAUUGCACAUGGUUUCAGCUUGAUGCUAAUUAUUUAACAAAAUAGAUAUAUUUUUCCAAUUGCUAACAAUAGUUCUCAUAUUUUGAAAAAUGAAAUUUUGCAAUCUCAGCAUCGAUAUGCACUGUGAUUACCUUGUUGCCUGCAGCUCUCUCUUUUGGAGCAUUGUUAUUCCCACCCACUCAGUGUGCUGUGCUGUGAGCUCCAGGAAGCUAGGAAGAGAACAGAAACAUUAUCACACAGUCAGUGUGAAAACAUUCGAAGACUGCCAUCUUUUAGAAGGUAAAAGAUGAAAAUAAAUCACUGCCUGCCUUUAAGUGAAUUUCUUUUUAAGUUUAGCUUUUCACAUGUGGUUAUAUAUGGCUCGUAUAGUUGUGUGUAAUUUCAUAUGAGACUGCAUACUGUGCAGACAGGACUCUGGAACCUGGUCUUGAAAAUGACCAUAUUCCAAUGGAUCUAUGCAUGCAUGGGGGACAAACUGUGUUUGCAGCUAGAGGGUACUUUUGCCAUUUUUGCUGCAGCCACUUGCUGUGCUGAAUUUGCAAGCUCUAUUUUAAACUGAAAAUCAACUUUCCUUGAUAGCAGCAUGCAAUGGAGUACCUUUAGCAGGAUUUCCGGUAGUCAAAAAGUUGAUCUUCCUGUGCCUUUCCCUCUAUCAACUUGCUUUAGCUCCAUUAUUAUUUUUUUACUUCAUUUCCAAGACUGAGCUCCCUGUUGUUGCUAUUAACCAUCCAGACCUUUAUCUAAGAGAUUCUAAAUGAAUGGAAUACUAAUAGAAAUUCUGAUUGAAAUGAAUUAAGUGAACACAAAAUUGCACAUGGAUAUAUUUCUCCCCCUGAGUACUGUCUGUCUGUCUGAUUUGCCACCUGGUACACAUAGCCUGGAAACUACUGUGUUAGAUCCAGAUUUCAAUUUUUUUGAAUGAAACAUCUCCUUCUGUCCACAAAAAGCUUUUGAUCUACAGUGAGGGGGGAAAGUAUUUGAUCCUCUGCUAAAUUUGCCCAUUUGCCCUCUGACGAAGAAAUGACCAGCCCAUAAUUUUAAUGGUAUGUUUAUUGUAGCUGUGAGAGACAAAAUAACAACAAUUAAGGUCCAGGAGUGGCCUAGCCAGUCUCCAGACCUUAAUCCCAUCGAAAAUCUGUGGAGGGAGCUGAAGGUUUGAGUAGCUACACAUCAGCCUCGUAAUCUUACUGACUUGGAGAGGAUCUGCAAAGAGGAGUGGGACAAAAUACCUCCUGAGAUGUGUGCAAACCUGGUGGCCACCUACAAGAAACGUCUGACCUCUGUAAUUGCCAACAAGGGUUUUGCCACCAAGUACUAAGUCAUCUUUAGCAAAGGGAUCAAAUACUUUUUUCACUCAUUAUAAUUCUGACUUUUGUCUUCUGGGUUUAUGGGGUUUUCCCUGUUGUUAUUCUGUCUCUCACAGCUACAAUAAACCUACCAUUAAAAUUAUGGACUGGUCAUUUCUUCGUUAGAGGGCAAGCGGGCAAAUUUAGCAGGGGAUCAAAUACUUUCCCCCCUCCCUGUAGCUGGGAAAUGCCAUAGUAGAAAGUGGGAGGCAUAAGAACGUAAGAAAAACCUACUGCAUCAGGCCAAUGGCCCACUUAAGUCCAACAUUCUGUUGUCCCAGUGGCCAACCAGAUGCCUAUGGGAAGCCUGCAAAUAAGACCUUCUUUGGUUUCCAGCAACUGGUAUCCAAAAGCAUACUGCCACUGAUGAUUUGUUUAUUCCUUUUUUAAAGCCAUCAAAGUUGGUGACCAUUGCUGCCUCUUGUGGGAGCAAACUCCAUAGUUUAACUAUACGACUUUGAUGGUCUCCUACUGCCUGCAGUCCCCCACUCCAUCUCCAACACUAUUCCAGAGGAUCCCCCAACACUGGAGCAGAUUUUUGGAUAGUACAAGAGAUCGCAGAGAGAAGAGAGAAUUUGCAGAAGGUAGUUUUUCCACCCUUUACGCCAGCAAGUGCAAAUUCUAGAUCCAAGCCAUAGUUAGUUUCUCUUACGUUUAGGAAGAUAAUGUGUAAUAUCCUUCACCAUCAUCAUUAUUAUUAUAUUUUAGAACAUGCGUAUUCCAGAUGGGACAAUAACAACAGCUCAUCUAGUAUAAACUGGUAGAUUCCCAAGGUUCCAAAAUACUGUAAUGAAGUCACUUCCUUAAAAAAAAAAUAUGAAAGAAAUUAUAUUGUAUGGUUUGGUCUGGCUUUUCAUUUUUUGAAGCACACUUUUCUUUUCUCUUCAGGUUUGUUGAAAACCAAGUAUCAAACAAGCAGACAGUUCUGCUGACAGAUGAUGAAUGUUUAAAGGUAAAAUGUAGGCUGACAAAACCCCUUAAGCUUUUAAACCCCUGAGUUCAAGCAUUCUUUCCUACUGUGCUAAACAGCAUAGUGGGACCAAGGAGCGGCCCUGCUCCCAGCAUUGCUUCCUCCGUCUAAGCCCUCCUCCAGUAUAUCCAUGCAUACAGCAUGUAUGUUUGUAGGGAGAGGGGCCUCUUCACAUGUAGUUGGACAUGCAAAGGUUUUCCCUAGAAUCUGGUGAUUGUUCAGGGUUUGAUGAACAGGCAGUCAACAAAAUGCAUGACAAGUCUUUUGGAUAACAUACAUUUCUGUGUAAAGCAGGAAUGGGGAACCUGUCUCAGUGGAGAGCUGCAUGGUGGUAAGAGGCAAAAGUAGGCAGAGCAAUGAAUGUGAAUGUUACUUUGGUACAGUAGACAAGUUUCUACACACAUGUGCAUGGACACGCACACACGCACACCCUUUUUAUCCUGGCAAAGUAAGUAGAAGCAUUGGAGUUUGAGGACACCUUCCAGCUGUGCAAAAACACUCAAGGAGGGUGAAAAGCAGGGCCAGUGAGGAUAUGGAGAAACCUAGAGGGUUGCAUUUGGUCCCCAGGCCUGAUAUAAAGCAGCCAGGUGUUGCAGAAUUACAUUCCAUUGAAGUCUUUCAUGUUACACAUUUGAUAAUGUGAGCCAAACCCAUAUUUUCAUGUGUUACGUGUAACCAGCCCAUUCACUAAGUACGGCUUGUUUCUUUGACCUGAGCAUGCAUAGGAUUAUAUCCUUCCAGCAGCACUAUGCUACUUUUAUGUUUUCAGAAGUCAAUCCCAUACAGUUUAGUGAGGCUUGCUGUUGAGGACGGAAUGAAUUACAGCUUCAGAUGUUUAUAUACAGAAAUUCAUGAGUCUUAGAAAAGUCAACUGAGGUCCAGUUUUUUAUACGAUACACAGUGGUACCUCAGGUUACUUACACUUCAGGUUACAGACUCCGCUAAUCCAGAAAUAUUACCUCGGGUUAAGUACUUUGCUUCAGGAUGAGAACAGAAAUUGGGCUCCGGUGGCGCGGCGGCAGCAGGAGGCCCCAUUAGCUAAAGUGGUGCUUCAGGUUAAGAACAGUUUCAGGUUAAGAACAGACCUCCGGAAAGAAUUAAGUACUUAACCUGAGGUAAUGCAGAAUGUCCAGAAAGAUUUAUACCUGAUAUGCAUUAAAAUGCUGCUCUGUUGUCUUGGAAGUGAAAGAUUCUCUUUGGAAGAUCACCCUCCUCAAGUCAUCUUUAUCUGCUAGAAAUCAUUCAUCAAAUGAGAGACAGAGUGGCAAACAAGGGCAGUGAAAGCACCAGUGAUUCAGUGCUGCAUCUUUCCGGCUUAGAUAAGGCUUUCAUAAAACUGAAAUUAAAUCUUCCUCCUUUGGGAAUUGUCAGACUUUAUUUCAAAGUUAUAACAACAGUUGAACUUAAUAGAAAAACCUGCCAAAAACAACCCAAUACCAUCAAAUAAAAGGCCAUAGCACAAAAUUAUCUGUCAGAUGCAUCCAAUAAAUUUAGCAGAACUGGCACACAAAUGGAUUUCCUCUGUAUAUCUGUAAGGGGCUGAAGAUCUCUAAAGUAAAUUUUGUGUGAUAGGAAGAUAUAAUCUCAGAUCAAAUAAUUCUGCUAGAAUAGAACAAAUGGACUAACUUCUCAAAAUACUGACUUCUUCCAUCUGUAAAUUAUAAGAAAAUUUGUCAGGCUUUGUUAGGGCACUAAGUUUUCAGUCUUUGCCAAAAAUUUAUGUAGUCUGCUAUUCCCUAUAUAAAGGCAGGCAUUAAAUGUUGGCUUUUAUAGAAAAAACAUUGAGGUUCAUUUUAGCCAAGAGCUAAGAAGUUUCAGCUUCAGACACACAGGGGCACAGCUUGUUGGAGUUGUAAGGCAAUCUCAAACACAAAUAAACUUCCUACAGGAGAUCUUUAGUCACAACUAAUUUAAGACACAUUGAUUUCAAUGGGUCUGCUCCUAGGUAUAGUUAAGUCUCGAUCCAAACCAUUAAAAGUUUAAGUUGCUUAUCAUAUAAUUUUGAAGAUUCACUGUUUAAGAAGUAGGUGCUUUAUUGAAGACUUUUUAUUUUCUGCCACAGUAGUGGAUUUCUUUUAAGGGAAGAGAGUCUGUUAUUCACCUCUAUACCAAACUGGUGUAAAAUAAUAGUAGUAAAAUGGGGAGAAUAGAAAAGGUCAUUGCUUUCUCUCUGAUAGUUGCCACCCACUGCCCUGGAUAUUGUGGGUGUACUCCUUUACAACCACUAGGAGGCAGAUUCUUUGAAGAAAGUUUGCCCAGGGAUUGGUCUAGGAAGCACCUCUCACUUUCACCCUAGAGCCAGUCCUUCUCCUGCCUGCACAGUAGCUUUACUUCUGUUACAGAUGGUUACUAUUAUUUGUUCAUUAUAAGCUAGCUAGCACGUAUGAAUAGAGUUCAUCGUACUCCAUUUGCGGAAUAUAAAUAACAGUUCUUUCUACUUUAUGUGCCUCUUCUUCAUAGGUAUUAAAGCAGCCUUUUCCUGAUUUGUCACUAUAGAAUUAUUAUUUUGAAUUAAUUUGGUAUUGAAUACGCAAAAUACUUAUGAUGGUGGUCCAUAUGAAAGAUGUUUCAGCCAGCUUUCUCCCCCAACCCUUUCUGUGCAACAAGUUAAUUUUUCUAAACCAUUUUCAGAAUAAAAAGGCACGCAUCAGAAGUAAAAUCAGUUUGUAAGGUGGGGGUUUGGGGGGGGGUUAGUAGAUUGAAUAUGCUAUCCUGAGUCUGUGUUUAAAUGUAGAUGAUGGUCUUUUCGUUUCAGCCUUAGGGAACAAAACUUUAUCUUCCUUUGAUCCAAUCAGCAAUAGGGUGGGUGGACAUUUUCAAGAUUAUUUUCUUGAGGACAAUAAACUUUUUUUAAAAAAACUGAUUAUUGGCAUUCCAGCACAACUCCUAAGACUGUAACCCUAUACACACUUACCUAGGAGUAAGUUUCAUUGAACUUUGAGUAGGCGUGUAUCAAAUUGUGCUAUAACUUGUACAGUUGGACUAUAGGCUCCCAGUUGCUUGCCGUAGCAAGUAGUAGGCUAAUCAGACAUUUUCCUUUCUCAAUUUAGGAAACAACACAAGAAUUGCUGCAAGACCUACAUACUUACCAUGAAAAUUAUUUUCCAAUUCUGUGUUGUCUUCAUGCUUUCACAUCUUCUCUUCCCAAGUAUCCAUUAGGCAAACAAGUAUGUACAAAUCUUUUCUGCUUCAUGUUUUCACAUCUUGAGGAGUUUGAAUUCAUUUUGCAGUCCUGCUGCUUCACUAUCUCUGCAAUAGAGCCCAAGCACUAUUGAGUUCAUUUUUCUUUCUUUUUACUGUUAGUAUCACCCAAUAUCCGUGCAUGUACAUCCAUCUCAGUGUCCUCUUGACUCUGAAGCAAACACUUAGGUUUUUAGGCCUAGUUAUAUUGGGUUGCAUCUUAACCUGCUGGCCACAAAUGGAAAGGCUCCAGCUGUGAGUCCUCUGUGAACCGGAUGCUUACAUGGUGGGAGGAAGAGGUGACUUCUGCUUAUCUUUUUCCUACCUCCUGUCCCCCAGAGCUACCUCCUAAACUGUUCAAGAUGAUUUCCCAAGUGCCUCAAGUAGAUUUUCAGAGGGAGGAGAUAUAGGAAAAAUCAUCACCCAUGCAGGAAAGCAUUCAGUUCAUGGAGUUCUGUUCUGAGUAACUCUGGAGGAUCAAAGAUUUGGAGCCAUCUAAUUGCUUUGGCAUCCUUCUGGAAGUCAGUACAGUACUUGAAGGAGCGUCUCCACCUCCAUCGUUCUGCCCGGACACUGAGGUCCAGUGCCGAGGGCCUUCUGGCAGUUCCCUUGCUGCGAGAAGCCAAGUUAGAGGGAACCAGGCAGAGGGCCUUCUCGGUAGUGGCACCCGCCCUAUAGAACACCCUCCCACCAGAUGUCAAAGAGAAAAACAACUACCAGACUGUUAGAAGACAUCUGGAGGCAGCCCUGUUUAGGGAAGCUUUUAAUGUUUAACAGACUAUUUAUUUUAAUAUUUUGUAGGAAGCCUCCCAGAGUGGCUGGGGAAACCCAGCCAGAUGGGCAGGGUAUAAAUAAUAAAUUAUUAUUAUUAUUAAUAUUAUUAUUAUUUAUUGAAACUGCACUCUAGUUAAAGAGCUAGGAAAUAAUAAAAGAUAAAUUUCCCAAGGGACAGUUAAAGUAGCUUAAGUCUGUAGUGUAGAUUUAUGCAUAUCCCAUAUCACACAAGUAUCCCGUUUGGGGCAGGACACCCUAGAUUUACAGGAGCCACUUGGCUUCUGAUGCCAGUCCCGAAGUCCCAUUUUAGUUCUCACCACUGUUGCUGCCACAGCCACCAAUGUACUUCUGGAAGCCAGUGCCACACUCACCUGGGCACCAAAAGAGUGCCGAACCAAAAGAUGCAAGUUUGUUGGUGCUGCAUUCCCCUAUUCCUCCGGCACUGCUUCCGGAAGUGUGUGUGUGUGGCAGUGGGCAGUGGUGGGUAAAGGGCUGCUGUUGGCAAGAUGCGGCUGGGAGGCAGAGGCGGCAGUGUGUAAGGGCAGUGGGAUGAUGUGGGGGGGAAGCAGCAGUGGUGCAUACAGGCAAGCAGGGGCAGAAUGGUGGGGGGGGGGGAGGCCAGCAGAAUGGUGCGGCAGAAGGGAGGUCAUGUCCUAAUUUGCACUCCCAGGAUUUUUGAGGGUAUGAUAUUCAUCAUUUUCCUUUUCCUUACCAUCAUUUUCAACUGAAUUGGUUUUCUUCGUAAUCUGGGUCUUGGGCUACAAACACUCCCCCUACCAGUGGUGGAGCUUCAUGCUCCGGCACUGGGGGGGGGCAGAGAGCACGCGGGGGCGGGGCUGACGCGCGUCUUGGGGACGUGGUGCACAUCCUGGGGGCGUGGCACUCUGCCUGAGGGGGCGGGGUGGCCAGCAUAGGCGGGGGGCAGCCGCGAUGGCAUGCUGCCAGGAUCGCGCUGCCGGGGGUGGUGCGCUCCCCCCGCACUCCUCUUCCUCCGCCAGUGUCCCCUACCCCGUUUUAAAGAUCUGAAUGGUGUUGAGUCAUCCACAUUUGAGGUCAGUGAGUCCUGAGGACUUCCAGCUUUUCAUGAAAAUGGUGACAACUUAGCCCUUUGUGUUUUAGAUUUUUUUAAAAUGCUAAAUUUAGUCUAUUCCAUGCUUGUAAAACGUUCUCUUCUAUUUAACAGAUCAGAGAGUUAUAUUGCACAUGUUUGGAAAAGAAAGUGUGGGAAACAGAAGAAUAUGAGUCAGCUAUUCAGCUGGUGAGGUAGCCUUCUUUCCAUUUUCUUCUUGUGUUUUAGAUAUUUUAAAUGCCUCCAUCUGCUAUUCAAGAAGAACUCAAGAAUGUUGCCAAACGGGAAGCUUUUUUGUAACUGACUGCAUUGUUUCUCUUUGAUAAAGUGGAUGUUUUUAAUUUACAUUUCUAUCCUUUAUAGUGGGGUUGCCAGCAGGGAUACAGAGCCAAACUCUAAUUUUUCAUUCAUGCUUAGUAACGCUGUGAGGAAAACCAUUGAGCUCUUAGUUCUGUUCACUGUAUCCUAUUACAUUUCAUCCCCACCCGUUUUCUCCAAGGAUUUUGGGACAACAAACAUGGCUCCCUCCCCCAUUUUAUUAUGUGAACAAGCCAGUGAAGCAAUUAAAAAUGAGUAAUUGGAUUAAGAUACUGAGAUUUUGAACCUAGAACUUCCUGUUUCAAGCCUGACCCUCUAUUCUCACUACAUCACUCUGGCUCUCAUUGGUGUGUGCAUAUGUAUAUACGUACUUUCAGCUAUAGAUGUCAGGAUUUUGAGGGUAUGGUUUUGAUUUAGAUGUUUUUGCUGUGAGCCUACCCAUCAGGGCUUGCAUUGCACCUAGCUAUCCCUGGUGACAUUUUGUGUAAUUUUCCAUCUUCACAAUGUACUUACAGUAGCCCUGAAUGCACUGUGUUGAAAUAUCUUGAGUCUGAAUGAAAGGAUUUUUACUAAUGGAGAAGAUUCAGAAUAAAACCAUUUGAGAUUUGUAGAUUAUAAAGAGUGGAAUCCAGAUUAAGUUAAUUGAAUGUAGUUAUCUUUGAAAUCACUAGGAACUAAGUAAUGGCUAAGUUAAGAGUAUCUGUGAGCUCUUAGAGUUGCAUCAUAUAUAGUGCACAGUUUUGUAACUAGCCAAGUAGGGAAUAGUGGGUUAUAGCCAAUGCUCAACAAAUGACAUUCCACUCUCACAACAGGAUGUUCCUUUUCUCUCCUCUCCCUGUGGGCCCCCAAAAUCUGCACCCUCUGGAACAGAUUUUGAGGCUCCACAGGAGAGAAAGAAGGAAUUCUAUUGCUCAAGCAGAAGUCUCACGUGCAAAUGGAACAGCAGCAUUGAAUACAACCCAGAUACUUCAAUGGUUUUAGCUUUGUUUCUUAAUAGUCCACAUUCUUAAACAAUAAAACUGGUAGCUUGAAAACCGUUAUGAGUUUUCCAUGCUUUUGCAAAAAUGCUAGACAAAAGGCCAGGCAUUCUGCUAAAUGCUUCAAGCAGUUUAUUGUGUCUAUAAUAAGUUACUAACAUUGUUGGGCUGUUUUUUCAGGAUGAUGGCCAAAGAUGAAUUGGUGGUGAUUCUUGAAAAAUGUGUGGAGAUUAUUACUUCCUCUCCUUCAGAACAUCUUAAAAUCCCUUCAGAGAAACUGAAGCAGUACCUGGACCAAUUUAGGAAUCUUGAAGGUAUUUUGUACCAGUUUGUGUUAGAAAUUUAAAGUCCAUUCCCAGCAUCCGUCACCAUUCUCACUGAAAACUUGGAAAAUAGCUUCAGUAUCCUGGGCUAUAAGAAGAAACUAUUGGCAGACAAAAGAAUUAUUGAAAUGUUUGUCACAGUUACAGCAGAUGAGGAAAGUAGAUAGUUAUGAAGUCUGUAGGCUUCCCAACUUUUCUGAAAUAAGUCAGCAGCAGGCCUGUUUAAUUUUAGAAAAUGAAUUCCUGAAGUAGUAAUGCAAAUAAGAAAGUGGCUGUGGGUGGUUUUUUGUGUACAGCUAACAUGCAGACCUGCAGCAACAGGUCAUUGUCAUUGUCCUUUUUCUUCAUAGGGUUAAUCUAAUUUAUUUUACUGUACUACACUAUUUCUAGACAGACAGCCUAUGAUAAUACCACAGACCAGCACUGCUUGUUAAGAUAAGGCAGACUGCCAUUUGCUGAGCAUUACUCCAAUUAGAUCUGCCCUUAUCGUACACAGCUUAAACUAAAUAGGAGAAAUGUUAGUUUUCAGGCCUUCCACUGCCCCUGCAUUUGGCCACCUACUCCAUAACUGUUGCUGAAUAAAAAGUGAAUCCUGUGUUUACGAAGCAGUGAUUUCAUUCAUGUGGUUUUUUACCUAUGCCCAGUUACAAAGGUUUUGCUUGUCUGCCUACCCACAUUGAUAACCAGAGUAACAAAAAUGGCCAAAUACAGGCUUAUCUUUGGAUUUCUGGCCCGUUCCUUAGCAAAAGAUUUUAUACAUUUCUUAAAUGAUACAAUUUGAAUAAAGAGAACUUUAACUUUAGUAAUGUUUACUCUAACUGUCCAGUGUAGGUUGUAGCCAACCCACUCUUAAUACUUAAAGAGGACACCUUGAAAUCAGUGGAGUUAGGUUACUUCUGUUCAUGGUUUUCAGUGGGCCUCCUUUGAAUAUGACUUAGUUGGAGUCAGCACACCACAAUUCAGCUGCUGACUGAAUCGGUUCGCCUCAGUAUCCUCAAAGUGUUUAUAGCUCUUCUUUAAAUGAGAGUUGUGUGGUGAAGUGGUUAGUGUCAGAUUAGGAUUUGAGAGACCUGGGUUUAAAUUUUCACCCAGCCGGGAAGCUCACAGAGACCUUGGUCCAGUCACUCUUUUUCAGCCUAAACUACCUCACAGGCUUGAGGGAGAACUAUGUAUGCCACUGAGUUCCUCAGAGGAAAGGCACGAUACAAAUAGGGGCUAGCAAGGCUGCUUAAAAUUAGCAGUCUGCAGAUGUUAUUAAAAUGUAUUAUCCUUGGAAGCAUUAUUUGCUGUUUUCGAUGUUCUGAAAAAACCCCAGAUAUUUAAUACGCUGCAUUUGGAAAAAAUACAAUAACCUUUGGCUUCAUUGUGAACAAAUUUCUUUCUGAUGCUGAUCAGUUCAACACAUGUUGCUUAUAAAACCUCAAACUAUGUACAAGACAGAAAUAUGAAUGCUAGAUCAGAAAGUGAAUGAGAGCAUUUCUUUCUGACUCUGAGAGAAAUGUAGGGGAAUUGUGCAAGGCACUAAUUACAAGGCAAGCCUGAGGCUCCCAAACUCACUUUUUCCUCAUUAUGCUAACUUGGGGGAAAGAAUCAACAGUUGAAAAGGUGUUCCUUUGCCAGGAAAUUCACCCAUCGUUUUCCACUCUGCCAACUUGAAGUCCAGAAAACAGAGAGAGUGUGUGUGUGCGCGCGCAAAUCAACCAGUGACUCUUUUCCACCUGUAAGCUCAUCAAAGGGAAAUACAUAAACAGAGGCGAGGAUUAUUUUGAUUUGUAAGAAAUAGAAGUUUUGUGCGAAGACUACAUGUAUUAGGCAAUUGGCAAACAUGAGGUUUAAAUCUGUUAAAGAGCUUAAUGCUGAAACCUCAUAAUCAAGGGCUCAAUAGAUGUGAGAAUAGAAUUGCAAAUAUAGGAAUAUGUGAGGAUUUUGAGGAGAACCAUCUUAUGCGUGCCGUCAAUAGGAAUAGGUGGAAAUCAUCCAAAUAUGAAUCAGAAAGCUGUAGUUGAGCUCUGUGCUUUAUUUUUGUGUACUUUUAAUUCCAUAAAUCUUUGGUGCUUGAGGCAGUAGAAAAGAAGCCUCUUUUCUGUCUAAAUAUUUUACAUAGGGGCAGUGGAGUGGAGUGAGAUAAAAACGUUGUAUCCAGCUAAGUUAUACUAAGAGUAGACCCACUGAGAUUAGUGUAACUAAAUCAGUUGCAGCCAUUAAUAUCAGUGGGUCUACUCUGCAGAUGACUUAAUUGAAUACAGCUCCUAAAAGUAUAUAUGUGUGUGUUUAACAAUAAACGAAAGCUCUGGAAGGCAAUGGAACAGAGCAGUUUAGUUUCCGCGAAUGUGCCCAAUAAGAUUUAAUAUGGGAUUAAGUGGUGCACAGGGAUUUCAGUCUUCAUGCAUCUUAUCUCUUAUUCUUCUUUGAAUAGGAAGUUCUUAAGCUGUCCUGUUUGAAUGCAGGAAAUUGAUGGGGGCAGGGAGAGAAGGGGAUUGCAAGUUUCUCAAAAACAUAUUGUCAUCUGUUUUCCACUUAACUGUUUGCACCUUUCUCUUCCUUCCAUGGACAGGCAGUAGCAGCUCACAUAACCCACACAGUUUUCUGACUGACUGACCCCUGUUCUUAUUCUGAUAGCAGAAGCCAAUGGUGGUCAAGAGGAGCCCAUCUCCUCACUACAAGAACUUCAGAAGAAGACAGAUCUUUAUCACCUGCAAAAGGUCAGGCUACCUAGAAAUGAAAAUACUAUUAGCUAGACUAAUGGGCGUAUUUUAAGCACCUUUGGAAUUCAGACCAGAUAAAGAGAGCAGUUUCAGCUUCAACACAAUGUGAUCUUGAAAUUCUGACACAGUCCAAUGUAGGGAAGGGACAGGGUCCUCCCCAACCCAGUGUUUUCCUUCUUGGUCUGUUCUUUACCAUGCCCAUUCUUGUCAAAAUAUACUGAAUUCUCUUAACACUCAGAUGUUACAACUUGUGCAGAAGUGGAUGAUAAUAUGAUUUGAUUAAUGCUGAGAGCAGGAGUUGGGUUUUGCUUGGCACAAAUGUUUCCCUCUCCCUUGUGCAAAAUAUUGCAGGGUGCAGGUACUAAUUGAAUUUUGCAUUAUUUGGUAAAUUUUAAUCUCAAGCUGUCCGGGGCUCUGAAGUAAGAGGCAGCAACUUAUGGCUCUUGCUUCACAUCAUAGUAAUAGCUGACCUUGGGCCAGUCACUACUUCUCAGCCCAAUCAACUUUGCAGAUUAGUUGUAAGGACAUAGUAGCAUGGAACCAUGUGCUGAGUUCCUUGGAUGAAAGGUAUAAUUCAAAGGAAAUACCUAGUCAGAGCAAUCUCCAUUGUUCAAGCAAUCUCCAUUGUUCAAGCAUGUGGUAUUACAUAUUCAUUGGGAAGGAAGGAAUUGAUGGAAAAGAUCUUGCUAUAAAGAUGUAGCAGUCACAUAAGCACUAGCAGUAACCUCAGAUCCUGAGUAAUUGAGGAUCUGCCAUGGAGAGCUAGCCCUUUGGCUCAGCUUGAUUGGUCAAUCUGUCUACAAAUCAGGGUUCAAGUGUAAAGCAGAUUUUAAGAAAACCCAAGAGCUUCACUUGCUUGCUUGGAUCAGUAUAUUAUUCUUGCUCUUUGCUGUAAUAGAAUCACAACUGAUGAAUUUUAGAAGGAAAGAAUUACCUGGAAUUUCUGUAUCAGGUGGUCAUGAAUUUGUGGAAACUGUGUUAGUUCUAGUCCAAUAAAAUUUCACUUACAUGAUAGUUGUUAAUACUUGUAAAAGUGCAGCUGUACUAGUUAAGGAACACAAUACUAUUUUGUCAUCAAGCUAAUCCUCUUUAUUAUUUAUCACUGAAAUCCACAAUAAUAAGCUUUUUCUUUUUCAUUUAAAAAAAUCUAAUGACCUCAUUAGCAUUGCCAAGUGAUUUACUCAACAUAAUUACUUGGAAAUUCCUCUUUUGUUUUGCUUUAGACCCUGCUGGAGAUGAAGGAAUCAAGAAAGCUUAAGAAACUAACAAAAUUUGAAAUGCUUCGUUUUGAAGUGGUUGACUUUGUAGAUGGCCUUGUAAGGUUAGCUUUGCUUUCUUCCUGACUCGGUUGUACAACUUUGCGUAACAAAUUUAGUUCAACAGUAGACGAAGGCGCAGUUCAGCUGUGAUGAACCAUGGUUUGUUCAGCCAAGACAAAUGUGCACAGCUUCCUUCCUCUCAUUCCCUCAUCCCUGUGCAGUAGGAGGGGAGGGAGGUGCACACACAAAGUUCAUUCUCAAUCCAACAAAUCUGAACUAAACCCAGACUGGAAAAGAUAAAAUUGGGUAAAAAGUAUCUGCAGAAAACCACUCUGUUUCAUGCCGAUACAUUGUGUUCUUAACAUGAACUUGAAAUUGGCCCAACAUUGCAACAGGAACAAAGAAUGUUGUCAACUAAAUAGCAGUCUGGCAGGAUGGAGGGUCAAGGGCAAUAGGAGGGAGUAGCGCAUGAUGAUAUCUGAUGGGUGCCAUAAGAAGACAGCUGUGGAGUGCAGUAGCAUUAACUAUGGGGGUUGUGGUUGAAUAGUUUAAACAUGGCUUAUUCAAUAAAUCAGGGUUUUUAUUUGCUUUGGUUGUUUUUCAGUUUCACUUUGGUCCAUGGAAAAUCAACUAAGAUUGAAAUAAAGCUUUAAUAAGGAAAUCACCUAAAGAAUGUUGUGUUAAGUAGCUCUCUCAAAAUGAAAGAUUGAAAUACAGAAGAAAAAGGAAAACAGGCAGAGAAGUUAUUAAGUAACGUGUCACUACAGACUAGGAGACUUUUCAUCCUAUAUUUGAUAGGGCACACAUUAGCAAACUGAUACUGGACCCAAGUCACGUUUUUUUAAAAGCUACUGAGGUGUGUUUUACAACUUCUGCAAAUACUGUAUUUUUCGCCCUAUAGGACGCACCGGCCCAUGGGACGCACCUAAUUUUUUUGGGGGGGGGAAUAAAGGGGGAAAAAAUUAUUCCCCCCCCCCGGUGCGGGGCUGGGGCGGGGGAAGCCCGAGCUUCCCCCGACCCCAGCCCCCAGAACAGGCAGCUCUCCACAAGCCAUGGGAGCCCAGCGCUGGGCUCCCACGGCUUGCAGAGAGCUGCACAAAGCUAAGCCUGGGCGCGCUGCGCCUCCCCGCUGUCCCCCAGCUUGUGGGGCUGGCGGCAGGGAGAAGCGGGCUUCUCCCCCCCGCCAGCCUCCAAACCAGGUCGGGGGACAGCAGAAAGGCGCGCUGCGCCUCCCAGCUGUCCCCCGAGCUUGCGGGGCUGGCAGUGGGGAGAAGUGGGCUUCUCCCCGCCGCCAGCCUCCAAACCAGGUCCGGGGACAGCGGGAUGGCGCACUGCAUUCGCCCCAUAGGAUGCACACACAUUUCCCCUUCAUUUUUGGAGGGGAAAAAGUGCGUCCUAUAGGGCGAAAAAUACAGUAUUGUAUUUUUAUUAUUGUAUGUAUAAAAAAAUACAGUUAAAUCUGCACAGAUCACAUUUUGGAGGAAUCUGAAAAUGGGACAAAAUGUGGUAAAUGUUGUUGGUAACAAUUGAUGGCUUUAGUAGUCCUUCAAUUGCUAGUCAUUUCCAUAAAGUGAGAUUGCCAGUGGUGUGUGCUGAUUGUUUGUAACAACUUGCGAGAGAGAAAAAGUCAAAACUUUUCAUUGCCAAAAUUACAAUUAAAAGCCCCCAAUAAUUUCUGUUUAUGGCAUCUAGCCAUUUGUCUACAUGGUAUCUGAGUUCAUUGCAAAAUGUAUAUGCUUGUUGGUUGAUGAACACUGUGAUUGUAGUAGGAAUGAAGAAAAAAAAUCCAUGUGUAAUACUAGUCUCUCUCCUGUCCUUUAUUCAUUGGUGGUUUUUCAGAAAUUACCUUGCGCCUGCAGAGAUGCAGACAUUGCAUGAGGUGAUGUAUUUCAGCGCAGCUAAUACCCUCCGUGAACAUUUGAAUGCUGCCCCACGUGUUGCUCUGCACACUGCUCUCAACAAUCCAUAUUUCUACCUGAAGGUAAGAAAUGGGCGGCUUAGCAAUGUGCCCACACCCUCCUUGUACUUGGCGAUCCCUAACUAUGUUUAAUGCUGUCCUCCCCUGGCUUCCCUCAUUGGGUUCAACAUGAUGAGCCCCACAGCAUCUUAUUGCUUGAAAUGUUGCUAAAUGGUAUUUAGAAUCUCAGUUAGGGGUCGUGGAGUGUGUUCCAUAAUGUAAUCAUUUGAAAAUCGUGGCACUGUGUUUGGAUCAUGCAAAAUGAUCACAAGGUGGCUGUUCUUAAAUACUUGUGAAUCAUUUUUUUGACUUUGUGAAUUGAGUAAUCCUGUCCCAUGAUCAUUCCCAUGGCUUUUAUUUAAUAAAAACCUAGAUUUUGUAAGAUCCGUAGACAAGCCUGUCACAAGAUUUUCCUCUUAACCUCCUGAGAUGCUGAAAAUGGUAAAACUAUACAAGAUAUUUAACUACCUGCUAAAAUAUCCGUUCCCUGUUGCCUGUUGUUAUUGAAUUUUUCCACUGAAGCACUUCUUCCACUGAAGCACUUUUGAUCAGUUCCUUAAUAAAAGUAUCCACAUGCUGACAAAGAAAAAGGAGGAGACUUUAGGAGGCAGAUAGCAUUUCCUUUUUUAAAGAUAUAUUAUAAAAAUCAACCUCUUUGUAUUUGCUGCAUUGAGUUAAGUCGUGGAAUAUAAAUUGACAAGAGCCAGGUUGGGAAAAGAAUGUAAAUUGUGUAUGUGCCUGUUUUAUUUAUUUGAUCUUAUCAGUUAUCUGAUUUUAUGCAGUGUUACACAAUUUAGAUGGGAAAAACAAGCUUAAUUCAAGUUCCAAUAUAUUUGAUAAAAAGCCAAGUCUUUGGCCUGGCAUAUCUGAUUAAUUUCUUAUGUGCUUUGGGCAACUGUUUUGGGUAUCUAUGAGUAGUAAUCUCUGUUAUUCCAGUGCACUACUAGUAUUUAAUUGUGUUCUGACAGAAAGAAAUAGCUUUUCAUAGUAUGAAUUCAGUACAUUCUGUUCUUCCAUGAAUUAUAAAACUAGGAUAAAAAAUUAUCUUGAUAAAUAUAACUAUAAAAGAUGUAGGCUGUAUAAAAUCUAGACUUUACUGAUUACAUAGAUACUAUUUCUCCUGGUAAUAUUAUGUACCAGUCCUUGAAGAAUGUUAGGAUCAUGUUUAUGCUAAUCUCUCCAUCUUUCCACAAGUGUGGCUAAAGCAUCAACUGGGCAAAUCGCCAGCUUUACCCGCCACAGUGAACCUGCAUGACCCCUUUAAGGGGCUAUCAACCAAAAAUGACUCGCCACAUCUCACCUUUCAUUCUAGCUCUAAAUUCACAGUCAAAAUUUUUCCUCCUAGCGUGCAAGAGGACAGUGUCAUAAGUAAUGUCUACAGCAGGACCUUGCCUUGAGGGUUAAUGGGGCUGCAGGAUGUUGCUUGUAUUAGAUUAGCCUUAUUUUUAGGAUUUUGUUUUUUUACAGUCAAGUAGUACAUACAUUUUAUGGAAUUAAAUAAAAGACAGCUAAUUAAGUAAAAACAAGAAUGCUUGGUGGUGAUUUCUGCACAUUUUUAUCAUCGUAUUGAUUCUGUAAGAGGCACAGCAAUAUGUGGAAUUUCCCACUGUGUUUCCUCCCAGGUUGGAAUGCUGCUAGAGGCCAAACUAGAUGUCUUGUCCCGUUCGUCUGCCUGCCUCCUCCCUAGCCUUCGUGCAUAGCGUUGACAUACCUAGCCCUUCUCUGACCAUCCUGGGUGUUCCUUCCUUUAAUCUUUUGUCAGGCUGUUCUAGGUCUUUUAGUUCAUUAUCUACCCUUCACCAAAAUGUCUCAGGGCAUCUUACAAAAAAGAAAAAGAACAAUGGUAUAAGUCAUAAUGUGAAAAAGGUGUUCAAACCUUAGACAAUAUAAAAUGUCAUGUCCCUUCUUUGGGGUCUUGUUGUGUGUGCUGCGUCUCACAUCAAGAUGAACAAUAUACCGCAGCUGUUGGUUGCACUAGACUUUCAAGUAGUAGGGGCCUCACUCCCAUCUUGCAGCCCUCCUGAAUGAUCAGGUGGUUUUCAAAACCAGUCUGUCAGCUAAGAGAGAAAAGCUUUUUCUUUGUGCUUGGUUCCUCCUUAACCCUCUUCUCUCCCAGCUGACCUUUUCCUAACUGCCUUCUCCUCCUUAGCAACCUUUCCCUAGCACCUGUUGCCAUGACUCUUGCCCUUCCCAACAGCUCCAUUUUCCUGACUGCUGCUACCCGGCACAAAUGACCCUAUUUACUCUUCAUCACACUUGCCCCAAGGAAAAUCCGGAGCUGAGUUGAGAAAAAAGUGAACUGUGUCAGCUACAUACUGCACUUGCAGCUACUAUGCCUGGUGUAAGAACAGAUGAGUGGAUUAAUAUUUCAGAAGGCUGGAUGAAGUUAACAGCUUUCUGAAAUAGUGGCAUACGUUAUGAUUGUGAUGUCCAGAGGUUGGGAAGUGGCUUAGCAUAACAUUUGCUUGGUGGGUCUGGGAUGAUGGCGUUAUUAGCAUAUAAAUGAAAUGUACAUGCAUAACUCUCAUUCUCACUAUGAAUUUUGUUUAUCAGAAUGAAUCCUUGAAAACUGAUGCAGGAUGCAUUUCUAAUGCGGCUCCCGAUAUCUGUAUAGCAUACAAGCUUCAUUUGGAGUGUGGCAGAUUAAUUAACCUUGUUGACUGGUUAGAGGUAUGUGAACAUGAAUCGAUUGACUGUUUCUGUGCUUUGCUGAAUACUUAAUCUGCUGUUUCUUUCUAAGCUUCAUUUGUUUUGACAGCUAAAUUGCUGCUGUAUAACACUCACUCUUUCUUCUUAUUUUUCUUCUUAUUUAUGGUCCUAAAAUCAGUCCACAUAGCCUUCCCAGCUUGUACUAGGAGCAGAGUUAAAUACAGUAGAACCACUUGCAUCAACCACUUGCAUCUUUGGUAGUGCCAAGGGCCCCCAAGGAACAAGCAUCCUAGUGUUCCCAUCAAGCCUUGCUUUUAUUAGUUUCUCUCCUUUUCUCUCCUAUUCUCUAAGUGUGAAAGGCAUGCUCUCUUCUGCAAGCUGGGCUGUCACAAAAAGCACCUACACCUUCUUCCCAUGGCUUUCUACACAAACCAACAGGGAGAGAAAUAGCACCCCUUUUCUUCCCCAUAAUGGAAAGAAGUAAUCCCAUUCCCUUGCUUGCAGUUUUUCAGUAAAUGGCAGCAGGGUGCUGGUGGUGCAUUGUAAAAGCCAACCUGUUUUUCUGCCACUGAGAAUGGAAAGAAGCAGCUUCUGUCAUGCAAGCAACAUUUGAAGGAAGGACCUCUCAUGCCUCACUACUGAUUCUUCAACCCCCAACUAGUGAGGCAUGGAUUGCAUGUUCUGCAAAGUCCAGCUUUCAGGAUAGAAGCCUCCUUUCCUUCCUUCCCCCUUCACCGUAGACAAAAGCAGUCCUGAUUUUGUUCCCACUUAUUGGAUUUAUUUCAGAAAGUAAGCUAUGCCUCGCUGCAAAAGCCCAAGAUGGGAGAGAAAGAAGGGGAACUCACUUCUUUCUUGUUUCUUGUUUGUCAUCUUUGGGGUUUUUGUUUUGUUUUGCAAGAAGCAGUAGUUAGGUGUGGUUGCCCCUUUCUUCAAAAGCCCAAAUCAUGGAAGCAAAAUUGCAUCUCAUGUCAUCCUCCGAGACUGCGGAAAAAGGAAGUGUCUUCUGCUAAUCAGGCUUUUGUUGGGUCUUGUUGCUGCUACCUCCUGUGCAAUCCCAAUGAGAAGGAAAAGAACCCCCUUUUCUCUAUAGAAAGGGGUGGAUCUCCUUCCACUAGGCUUUUGCAGAGGCAGCAGCAAUGAACUAGUGUGGAAGAAAACUCCUUAGUGCCAUUGUCUCCCCUGUCCAUCAUGUAGAUUAGUUUCUUAUUCCCACCAUGCUUUUUCUGGUUUCAAUCGUAGACAAAGGCUCAGUUCAGAUGCGAUAAACAAACCAUGGUUUGUUGGACCAAGAAAAAGAUGUGUGCACAUACUACUCCCCCCCCCCUUCAUCUUUUGUCUCUCCAGUACAUCUGGGGUUUGUUAAAUCAUCUUCUCAUGACAAUUGUGGUUUAAGGAUCUCUCCAAAACAGGGUAUGAAACCAAAAUUAAACCGAUGUGGAGGUGGGAGUAACAAGGUGUCACAUGUACCUUCUGCAAAAUUCCAGCAUUCCAGGAGAGGUCAUUGGUAACACUACAAAUGGUUUUUACUAACAAGCCAAACAGAAACUUGUUGGCCACUGGCUGAGACCACCCCUGCCCCCCACCAAAAAGCCAUUUUUGCUGAUCCUAAGUACUGCAACUCUCCAUGCUGUAUUCAAAACUGUUUAGGAGGCCCCCAAAGUCUUCAGGAGCUGUUUUUUGGUGAAAACUUUUUGUCUGUAAGUGGAAGUGCUCUCUGCUAAUGCAAAGCUAUCAUUGUAUUAAAUCCUCAGUUUACAAGGAUCUUAUUUCUCCUCUGUGCUUUGUUAGCAUGUCGAUAUCAAACCCUUUCAGCGUAUAUAUUAAUUUGUGACAUUUAUUACAUUUACAAAAAAUGGUAUAAAUCAAUAUGGUGUUUCCUCCUAGGCUUUUGCAACAGUUGUAGUUGCUGCAGAAAAUCCAAAUUCCAGUGUCAAGGACCAGAUAGAUGAUGCUAUCCAGUAUCCUUUUCUGAUUCUCUUCCGAUUUAGCACCAGCUAGCAAACCAAAAUAUUAUCUUCUUACAAAUAACCUGAACAAAUCUAAGAGGGUCUAGCAAAACAUUUUGGAUCGUUUUUCAAUCCAUGUUAAAACAGGGCUGUUAUUAGAAAGGAAAAAUGAACUUAUCUAAUUUAGACUGAUAAUCUCCCUGUGUAAGUUGUGUGUGCUGUGCCCAGACGCUGUUGUUCUAUAAAACAUUGUCUAUCAACAUGCCUGCCUUGUAAAGGCUGUUGAUGUUAUUUCCAGAGAAUAAAGGAUGCAAUUAUUUUACGUAACAAGUAACAGUGGAUGGUAUGCAACUAAGUUUCACUCAGAGUAGACCCAUUGAACUAAAUAAACCUUAGUCAUGUUCAUUAAUUUCAGUGGGUCUACACUGCGUAAAGCAUAAUUGAAUACCACCCAGUAUGUUUAAGCUCCAUCAAAUUUUAGUGAGUCUGGAGUUGGUCCUGUACUGACUAAUCUGGGAACAAGCCCCAUGAAACUUCUGAUAUGACAUGUAUAAGAUUGCAGUGAAAAGCUGUGGUUCUAUGCAUAUGUAAUUUGAGAUAAGUCCUCGUGGAACAACAGAUUUAUUUGUGCAUGCAGAGGGUUGUGCUGUAAAACACUUAUGACAGAGCUAUGUAGUUUAGGACAGACCUUAAGAUGUGUUUAGGUGACAAGUUAAUUUAUAACAAGUCAUAUAACAUCAGCAUAUCCUAGUCUUUAGAAAAAGAAGCCAUACCUUGGGUAGAGAAUACAUUCACCCUGAUCUUUCAGGCAGAUGUCUCAACUAGACUAAAUUUGUUCCAUGUUAUUAUAUGAGCCAUAUCAUGUGUUAGAUGAAGAGUGUACACACAGCUGAAAGUUUUACAGCUGCCCCUAAUAUGUGUGUAUAUGAGUGAUUUGUAAGCAUGUGAAAGCAGUGCUUCAGUGAACUAUGCAGAAUACUUAUCCUAUUAGCAAAAAAUAGAUAGUUCUGUAUGUUUAGCCCAUCUGUGAAUAUUCCCUUUGGUAGAGUGAAAUGUAUUUUUCCUUAACUGCCACUCCCCAAGUGCUCGUUUCAUUAGAGCAGUCUCAGAACUGGAACUCUUGGGAUUCAUAAAGCCUUCCAAGCAGAAAACUGAUCAUGUGGCGAGACUGACAUGGGGCAGCUGCUAGUAUACUUUCUACUGAGAGAAGGAAAUGCUCUGUACACUGUGAACAACUGUGGUAGCACUUUCAUAAUGAGAAGUGCUGUUUUGCCACUGUAACAUUGACAAGAACAAGUAGCUUCAUGGAUUUUGUUUCUUUGCAUUAAAGAACAAGCUAAAUCCAUCCAUUUUAGAGAGAGAAUCCUGUUGAUGUUUGUUUGAGCAUUUUGACAUUUUUGUGCCUUUUCUACAAUGCAUGUGAAAUAAAACCGAACUUAUCACUGAUCUCUGUCCUAUCUACAGAAAUGCUGAAGAAAAUAUUAAUAUUCUGAGCUGAGCACAUUAAUAUGACUGUACAGUGCAGACUAGACAUGAUUGUUGAGGGGGGAUGUGAGACUCCCUACUGUGGGGGGCUAUGCUCUAAUGUGGUGAGUUAACAAAGCUAUUUAGAGAAUGGUGAUCAGUACCACUGUACUUAAGGUAGCUUCUACAAUUUUUUCUAAAUAAAAUUACUUAUUUUCAGUA
Podarcis lilfordi (Lilford's wall lizard) is the source of this 37442-nucleotide messenger RNA. Lineage: Eukaryota; Metazoa; Chordata; Lepidosauria; Squamata; Lacertidae. The record is from the annotation of a GenBank genome assembly.